Messenger RNA from Adineta ricciae, 1014 nucleotides. Lineage: Eukaryota; Metazoa; Rotifera; Eurotatoria; Adinetida; Adinetidae. The record is from the annotation of a GenBank genome assembly.
AUGUCUUCAUCAAACGUUACCAACAGCUAUGCAGAUGCACUUAGUGCUAUCACUACGACAUCCGUAAUGUUUACUCGAUACUGGUGUAUUACAAUGUUUAUUGUAGGUUUCAUUGGACAUUUAUUGAAUCUAUGCGUAUUUACACGUCCGACUCUUCGGACAAAUCCAUGUGCAAGAUACUUCAUGGCAUCGACUAUUGCAGGCUUUGGCGUCAUCCUUAUCGUUUUACCAAUACGUGUUCUUCAAUUUGGUUAUGGUAGAUCCUUAUUUAUACCUUCGGUAUUCCUUUGCAAGUUCUUAACCUUUCUGUUCUCAUGGUUAAGAAUUUUACCCUGUUGGUUCAUAGCACUUGCGUCAGCUGAUCGAUUUUGGUGUACUUCAUCGUCUGUUACAUUCCGUGGUUGGAAUUCUAUUCGCGUUUCUAAUCAUUUGAUUCCAUUAACUACUAUCUUCAUUGCCAUUACACAAGUACCUUUACUCAUCUUCUACACAGUCAGUUCACAACCAGUCGUAUGCCUUGGUCAACCCAAUCUAUUUCAACAAGUCAAUGGUUUCUUUAUCCUAGUUAUCUGGAGUAUGAUUCCAUUUGUCGCCAUGCUUAUCUUUGGCGUGUUGACUAUCCGCAACGUUCGACGAUCGAUACGAGGUGUUGCAGAUGUCCAUGCUGAUAGUAACCGUUAUCGGCGAACUAGAUUUAUCGAUCGUCAACUGAUUCAAAUUAUUCUCAUUCAAUCUCUUCUGUUCAUGGCAACAUCGGCUGCUGGAUCGAUUGGUGGAACAUUCAAUAUACUGGAUGAUAAUUCACGAAAAGAUGCAUUGGUCCUAGCAAAACAAGGUCUGAUUGGCAAUGUGCUCUCGUUCGUUGGCCUUCUUGGCCCGUGUAUAAGUUUUUAUUUGUGCACAUUAUCAAGUCAACUUUUUCGACAUGAAUUUCUUGCUUUUCUACGCCUUCGACAAGAAAAUCCUCCGGAACAAGUCGCACACAUGAUUCCAAUGGAACAAAUCAAUGCAUAG